UUUUAAUACUGCAUUUCAAAAGUGACUGGCGUGUAAAUUUGUUGAUUUAGCUAUAUAAAAUUAAAUUAUAGUAGCCAUGUCAGAAACAGGACUACCAGAUUACCUCGAGAAGUUCCAGGCCGAGGACGAGGAGAGGGUAAUGAGCAUGUUCGAUGAAAGCGAGAAGGAGUUAGCCCUCAAAUGGUAUCAGCACUGCAAGAUUACCCCUGCGGAUCUGCAGCGAAAGUACAGCGCGGAGGAGUUGAGGGAGCUCUGUUUGCGUACGAAAGUACGCGUCAGAAUGAGAGAACACAACUGCUUAUGGGACGCCAAGGAGCGGCUGGGUCGCCGCUUGGACAAUCGCUCGGAGAGCUUCAUCAAUCGCAUGCUCAUCAAGUCGGUCGUCAGGAAAAUGGUGGAACCGUACACUGACGAAGAAGUAGCCCGUCAUAAUCUCGUCAAGAGAAGCUGGCUAAAGAAGCGAAACAUCAUGCGACUGGAGGUUUGGAAGCGUGAACGUGAGUCCCAGUCCGACACUUUUUCUGGCCCGUCUCUGGUGGGCAUUGCAUCGCAAGUGGACUCGGCGCCGGCUUUGUUAGAACUGGGCACUGAGCAGCCUGAGCCGGAAGUAGAUAUCUUUGCUUCAUCUGUUGUCGAAGACACAGGAGAAGAUUCUGUGCGGCCCGACGCACUGGACGACUCGCAAUUGUGGGGCAUUGGGCAUGAUGGUGACACUGUGUCAUUGCCACCAGAAAGUCAAAGUCAACAAAACAGUUCAGUUCCAAUUGCGUCCCAAAUGGAUUGGGUGGAUGCGGCCCUACAGAUCAACUCGGAGGGAAUGUCCUUAGUAAACAGCUCGCUAUCGCAGCCAAUCUUAAGUGAGGAUUACAAUGAAUUUGGUACACAAGUGGCGGUUGCAUCAACACAGGAGGAUGCGCCAUGAAUCAAUUAUAAUUGUUAUUGGAUGUUUAAGAAUGUAUUUGUUGUUGCUCUGUGUGUGUUUUUUGUAUUCACUCAUUUAUUCUCUUAUUCCAUGUUCUUGCUUUAAUACUACUUUAAUACUGAAUCUGUUGAUUGCGUUCAAGUUGAAGGUGUAUUCGUGAAAACUCGGUUCUAUCUUUAUCUUAUAAGUAGUAGCUUAAUGUAAGAGCCAACAAGUUCGUACAAAUAAAACUCAAGUCAACCCAAUUGAUCUGCUGGGAAGGUAAUGCGUUUGUCACACAACCCAUUAAUAAGCGUCCCAAUGAAUAUUCAUUAAGAGAAGAGAAAAUAUUUUAGAUAUAUUUACAAUAUUAAGUGCCCAGAAUUGGUUUUUCCUGCCAGCGACCCAUCCCCCCAUGCAGUGCAAAAUAUUUGCACAUGAUGGCGAUAGUGUAGUGUAGGGACACGCCUAGUGCUGUCUUUCGUAAUUAAUUAAACAUUGAAAUGUGGAAAAUCUGAGUGAUUAAACCAACCCAUAAAGGACAGUCG
Messenger RNA from Drosophila subobscura, 1449 nucleotides. RefSeq names its product telomere-binding protein cav-like. The coding region runs from base 77 to 922 and encodes 281 amino acids. The transcript has 2 exons. The record is from RefSeq and is a predicted model, not a curated record. Lineage: Eukaryota; Metazoa; Arthropoda; Insecta; Diptera; Drosophilidae.